Molecule: messenger RNA, 2547 nt
Organism: Drosophila bipectinata
Lineage: Eukaryota; Metazoa; Arthropoda; Insecta; Diptera; Drosophilidae
Source: RefSeq, a predicted model, not a curated record
AUGACUACCAAUGAGCAACAAUUACCGGAGCAAACUAGAAGCGAAACGGAUGCAGUUCCUCCGCCGCCACCAACGGCGGCUGGCAGGCCCAGACCUCCCACAUCACAGCUUUUUUCACGAGGAAAUCUAAUCAGUAGCCGGGCUGGAGGUGACAAAACUGCCUUGGCCCGACCUUCGACUGCUGUUCGGGCCGUGGGCUAUGCGGCCAAUAACAGCGGCUCUGCUGGCCAAAGGUUUGACCAAUUUUUCCUAGAAAAGGCCAAACAACAAACCCUUUCAUCGGCCAAUGCAGCUGUAGAUGCAGCCAAGGAAGUCAAUCCUCAAAUCAAGUACAAGAAUCUGGAAGCCAAGAUUGUUAAGCUUCUGGAAUCCUCCAUUGUGUUAUCCUGGCAAAGUUCUGCUACUCGGUCAAAUGUUGAUGUUAAUCCUGAUACCAAAUCCUCUCUGACGGAGGCCUUGAACAAAGCCAAGGAAGCAUUCUCUUUGGAUCGAACUUUGCACCGAUUUCGGGAUCAACAAGGAGAAAAUGUUUACCACAACUUUGAUUUAACCUAUGCGGUAUUUUUCAAUUUGGCUGAGCAAUAUGAACGCAAUGAUCUGCACAUCGAGGCCCUCAACACCUACAGUAUUAUGACCAAAAACAAGAUGUUCCCGCAGGUCAACCAGUUGAAGAUCAACAUGGGAAAUAUCUACUACAAGAUGGGAAUCUACCAAAAGGCCGUCAAGAUGUAUCGCAUGGCCCUGGACUCGGUGCCGAAGACUUUGAGUCAAUUGCGUCUGAAGAUCACCGAAAACAUCGGAGUCCUCUUCGUCCGGAUGGGCUCCUAUUCGGAUGCCGCCUCCAGCUUUGAGUUCAUCAUGUCGGAGCGCGGUGACAUCAAGAGUGGCAUCCACCUGGUUCUUUGCUACUACGCUUUGGGGGAUGUGGAGAAAAUCAAGACGGCGUUUCGCAGCCUGUGCGAUGUCCAGGCGGGGGAAGCAGACACCGAUCUGGAUAGUGAAAGUCAAAUCCUGAAACUGCAACAACAGGCUGGAAAUGCGGCUGGUGUCCAGGAUUUGCAAAAGUCCUUGGAUCGGGAGGAUAAUGGUGGUGCUGAUGUGGCGGUUAUCGAUGCCGAAGGUGGGGGUACCUAUGAGAAGGUCCAGGAGACCGUCAAAACCUCGGCCAAGGAAAAACAGCGCUACGUGCUCCAAGCUAUUAAGACGGAUGAACUUGCUCUGUACACAAAAAAUCGAAGGAAUGCGGAGAAGAGAUCCAUUACGAUGAUAGUUGACUUGAUUUCGCCGAUAAUCGAGGAGAAUUAUAAUGAUGGCUACAAUUGGUGCAUUGAGAUCAUCAAGACUUCGAAUCUGGCCUGGUUGGCCAACGAGCUGGAGCUCAACAAGGCCCUGGUAUAUUUGCGUCAAAACGAUGUAACCCAGGCCAUCGAAACUCUGCAGAUGUACGAUCGCAAGAGUGAAGGAUCCAUGACAGCCAGUGCUCUGACCAACCUUAGCUUCAUCUACAUAAGUUUGGGCAAUCUGGAGAUGGCCACUCAUUGCCUCAAUCAGCUGCAGGAGAUUGGAGCCUUGGAGACGAGUCCAAUGGCACUGAUUAAUGCCAGCAUUGUGGAUUUGAAGAAACAGAAUCUCAGCUCUGCCCGCGAUCGCUUGGAACGGGCAUUGGAGCUUCAACCAACCAACUUUGAGGCCAACUACAAUCUAGGAUUAGUGGCUUUGGCACAGCAGGACUAUGAGCUAGCUGAGGAGCGAUUUGAGCUGCUAAAGGCUCAGUUGAUGGUGCCACAUUCCGUGCAACAUAGUCAUGUGUUUUACCAGCUGGCCAAGUUGCAGGAACGUCGCCUAGGAGUCGGAUUUAAGGCUAGCGCUUCUCCAGGAGCUGCUUUACAAGCCUACCUCCAGGUUCUGGGCAUAUCCGCGGCGGAUAUCGAUUCGCGUCUUUUCGAAAAGGUGGGAUCCCUGUACGAGCAGAUCCAAGAUCACCAGGAGGCGAAUCAAUACUACAAUGAGGCGUAUCGCAUCAACAUGAGCGACAUUAGCAUUGCCAGCUCCAUCGGCUCCUACUACAUAAAGCUCCAGGCCACAGAAAAGGCACUCUACUACUACGAGCGAGCGGUUCUGGCCGAUCCCAAUGACCCGAACCUGAUGUUACGCAUCGCCAGUUGUUUCCGGAACUCGUAUCUGCCACCCAAGCAGUAUCUGGGAAUGUUCCAGAAAAUAUACGCCCGCUUCCCCGAGAACCUCACCUGUGUGCGGGCCCUGAUGCAGGUGACCAAGUCCCUGGGCCUGACCGAUCUCCAUGAGCGGUAUGCCAAUGACUAUGCCCGUCUCCACAAACAACAGCAGGAACGGCAGAAUGAGCAGCGUUAUCAGCAGCAGCGCCUUUCCUCAGCCACAUCCUCCAGCAGCCGGAUGAGGGUUCAACAGUUUGAUCCUUUGGGUCCACCAGCGGAACGUCCUCGAACGGGUAUGUAUCGAGGCCAAAAGAGCAGAGACGACUCGGACGAUGAGGCAGAAAUGAACGCCGAGAGCUUGUUGCCCAUCUAA